UUUUGUAAUUAACGCAAGCUUAUUUCGUUUUCAACUGAAUGAUUUACGUGCAUUUAAGACAGACCUUUCCGAUUCUUUAGUGGAACGGAAACGUGACAAUGGGGAGCCAAUAUCCUGUUUGAGCCAUUUCACUCUCGCUCUGGCAAGUGUAUGAAUGGAUCCAUUUGAUUUAUUAUUGAUGCACAUGUCUGUGUUUUUCAAAUAUAUUUUACUUUCUUAAGACCUCAAGCACUGACGAAAGUUAUUCGCCUUUAAUGGUUGAGCUGAAACGAACUGCAGAUCUUCCAAAAGAAGCGUCUUGUAACACGCUCUUGCUACACACUUAACAGCCAAUUUCUUAAAAGCCUUUCAUUUACUUUGGUAAGGAAGUUGAUUAAUUUUAUUGAAUUCAUUUUCUUCCUUUUUUCUUAAGUGAUGUUCUUUAUUGAAUUUAGUUCUGGUAAUUUCUCUUGGUAAGAGUCAAUGUCGACAUUCUUCGUUGGGAAACGACUUCUUUUAUUCUGGGAAGGCCUCGAAAUAAGGCAUUCACUAGAAAUUCAAUUCCUGACUAUUAGGAAUACAAUAAUAAAAUUGACAAAUCAGUAAUUUCAUUUAGUGAGCAACUGAUUUCCAAACUAGAGCUGAUUUAGAAUUAAAUCAACGCCAUGUACACCCAAAUAUGCAUUUUGCUAGUUUCAGUCUUGAAAUGCAGUGGUUGGGCAACCACUCUUUCUAUUAUAAUUCUUGUCACAAUGCAACAAGGUUCGACUAAUUAACAGAGUAAACAUAAAUUUUCAAGAAAACGAGACUGCCUCAGGCACAAUAACUAGCAAUCAAUACAAUGCAUCACUGUUUCUCAUCAUUCGUGUUCUCUAUGGCUUGACGGCCAACCCAAACUCAUUUUUGUCAUUUCAGAAAAUGCAUUUGUUCAGCCAAUUAAGCCUGAUUUUGCUUAUCACAUUGAUACAAAUCGAAAUCUCUACGUGGAGUCAAAUGGGUAAAUUUUACCAUAUACUUCACUGCUAGAGGAAUUUUCAUGGAACUACUGUUUUAUUCUGUAACUGAUACUCAUCGGUAGGAACUCGAGACUCACUCUUAGCUCAAUCAAUCGAGUAAAAAUAAAUGAAUCUGCUAAAUAUCUAGAAACCGCAAAAUAACCAUAUUGGAUGCGUAAUAUUGGACGGAGGGUAGCAAUUCUUGGAAUGUUUUGGCGUCGCCUUACUAGUACAUUUGUCAAACAAAUCGACCGUUUGUGAAAUCAACUGAGGUGUUUUUAAAGAAAAAAAAACAAAACAAAAAAGACACAAAAACAAACACAAAAAAUGAAAAAUAACAAAUAAAAAAUAAACGGACAACAUAAAACAAGAAAAACAAGACAACAACAAAAACAAAAAACAAAAUAAAAAAUAACAACAACAAAAUCACCCGAGGUUGCUCUUAAUCCACAUUUUGCUCAACAUUUCUUAUUUCCUUUUAGACUGACAAGCUGAAGUGUAAGUUCCGAAGGAUUGGCCAAAAAGCGCUUCCUGAUGUACCCUAGGUUUUUUAAUAUCGUUUUAUUUACUCUGCCAGGGUGUGCCAAAAGUAAUAAGUGAUAAAUAUGGUGACCUAAAAUGUAACUUUAUUAGGGGCUUAAGUUCAUUUGAACAAUAGAGUCGGAUGCAUUGCAAACUGAUGAAAACCACAUCAAAGUAUCUCGGAUACACUAUGUCAAGAAGUCGUAAUCCUUUUUCCCAAGACUAAUAAACAAUUUUAAAUGCUUUAAAGGUUUUUUAUUUAGGGAGUGGUUUUCUUUUUUGGUCUCGAUCAUUUGAUCAGCUUGAUGGAAAAAAAAUUAAGAGAAGUUUUAUGGUACAUUAUUUUCGAAAACUGAAUUACAUCUCAAUGUAAUAACCAAAGAGGUUUUUUAUUUCAUUAUUUCACUGAAAAUUGCGCAAUGUCGAUUUCUUCAAACUUGAAAAUUCUGACUUAAUAAUCAUCCGCGGCCUGCAUGCACUUAUCACUACUUUUCCCAUUGUUUUCUACUGGGGUUGAAACUAAUAUAUUAGUUCCGAUUUUCAUAGAAAUUUGUCUACAUCGCGUAAAAAAUGUUUGUCUAAAGAGCCAUUUUGUGCUUUCUUUCCUAAGAGUCUGUCACUUUUGAUUACAUUGGAUGAUUACAAUGGCGCCAGUUUAAUAUUUAGAAGUUCCCAAGAACUGUCAAUGUCAUCACCUAAGCGGACAGCUAACUUUAAUUAAUAUCACUACAGGCUAGCAGUGUCCAGCUUUGACGAAUAAAUUUUAGAACAUAAGUCUCUGACGCGAAGCUCUUGCUCGUACGAUGUCAUAAGUUAAGCUGGCAUGAAUAUAAAAUCCAGUCUGAAAGUUAUUCCAGGCUCGAAAGUGUCUGAUACUUCGUUUCAACACAGGUAAGAAUGAGGGACAUCGAUCGGUCAGGAUCGCGCGUUUAAUGGUGAAAAGCGAAAUUAGUGAAGGUUUCUCUAGUAAUCUCUUUUUAAAGCGUUCAGUGGCCAUAGUGAAUAUGCUUUUACCAAAACAGAUAAACCUGUUUCAGUUGCCUAAAUCAAGAAGAUAAAUUUAUUUUACAGAUGGUAAUUAAUUCCUUAAAUCACAUAGGAAUGAAAAAUUUUUUAGAAAAUUUUGUAGAUAAUGCAGGAGGUUUUAAAGAAGUGAUUAUCUUUUCUCAAAACAAUUCUUACUUAUUUGCCAUCCUACAGCCUUGUCUCAUUGUGGGUUACCAAAUAGUCUGGUAUUGUAAAUUCUCCCUAAAUAAUUCACACCUGCAAGUAUUUAUUUUUUCCUUUGCGACGAAAAUGCAUCCGGUGUAAAUAACAUUAGUGUUGCUUAAUUUCAAUCGAAAACCACCUAACCUUAAUAUUUUUAAAGCUUCUCUUGUGGCUAGCAAGUGGCUCACCGCUCAUGUCUAGCAAUUACGCUAAAAAAGAUACCAGGGUCAGAUGUGACUAAUAGGGAGAUUUCUGGCUCACGCUAAGUUCUAGGGCAGUCAAUACCCUUAGCAGUAUAGUACUUUACAAACGCAGGAUAUUUGAACAUUAUCCUUAAAAUUGUACUAUUGCCUCCAUUUAGGUAUCCCCGUUCGGUAUAACCGAGUACUUCUACAUAUCAGUUCGUUGGAAUAAACUUAAGGUAAGAGCAGUAAAUGUCGAAUUGGAAUCGCAUAAAACCAUGUAUGGCUUGAAGGCAAAGUCUGACUAUUUAAGCAAGUGUUAACGAAUAUUUACAUGGAAAAGACCAAAAAUUAGAAGCGAGAAGAUCAGGAAUCGGCUGUAAGGAUCAAAAUUUGACAAAAAAUCAUCCUUUCUGCAUACUUGUCACUUGCAGAGAGCCUCGGAAACUGUCCUAUAUUUAAAGCUGAUCGUGUUUUCAAAUCCCUUCUCAUCAUUUUUAUCCUUUGGGUAUCAUUUUGAUUUGCUAUUAUGGUUUUCAUUGAAAUUUUACGAUUCUCCUAAGUUACUGAAGAAAAUUUAUGACUGCAUCAGAAAAACCCUCACACAUGUUGGCUUUUCACUUGCAAGGAUUAGGGUUAACCGAGAAUGACCAAAACGAAUAGAUCUCGACUUAAAAAUAUUUUGAGUAAAGAUCUCGGGCUGUGAGUAGGGCGAAGGAAGGAUAUAGAAAACGGAUCAGAGGAAAGUGAGGCAAUAGCAGGAAUUUUAUGAAACCACGUCGGUGACGGAACCGUGAAAGUAGAGGAACAAAAGAUUUAGCAACCAGGGCCCAGUUUUAUAAAGGGCUGAUAACGCUACCCAACGGAUAAAUCGCUAUCCAGCGGAUGAGUGAUAGCAAAGCGUAUAGCGUUAUCCAUUGGAUAGAGAUUUAUCCUGUGGAUAGCGUUAUCAGACCGUCGAACAACCAGAGCCAGAGCAAUAGCUCAGCGGGCGCAAUUAUAACACUUUGAACAUUUCGUAAAAGAAAACGUGAUAUCACCAAAAUUUGUCUCCUUUAAGAACGGGAACCUCGACGUACGUAAAGUAGGUCAAGUUUGUGCUUUGAACAUCCACAUGCUAUGCUGGAGGGGAGGAUCUUACAAUAUCAGAAACGGUUAAUUCAUCGAGUUGCUGAGAAAAUUUCCCAGGAGUAAAAAAAGUUCAAUCUUUUAAAAAGGGGACGUUUUACCACGCGUCGCUGUCAUGUUAUCUGAAGCUCCCUAGUGUUUUAAAGUUUCGGUAAAUUUAAGCUGCUCGUUAAGCCCCGAAAUGAGAAGUUUGUUUCAUGGUGGAAUGCAGGUUUUCUAAGAAAUAAGUAAUGAGGCGGAGAAUACAAAAGUUGGUCAAAAAAAAUGGAAUAGGAGGAGGAAGCUAAGAAUGUGUCACGUGCAAGCCUUAAACAUUUGCGGGGAAGUUACUUAGUUCCUAACUUAUCUGAUUCAAUCCUGGCUCUUAAAAUUAAGCAGAAGUAACAGUUAUGAUUUUUAUCUUUAAACAAAGGGAUGAAUUCUUCUAACGAUACCGCCUCAGUUAUACAGCUUUACACAGACACCGAGAAGGUUGUGUUGAUCACUCUGUACGUGGCGAUCUUUACAGUAGCUCUAUUUGGCAAUUCUAUUGGAUUGUACGUAGUUUGUUUGAAGACAACUUCUAAGAGAAUACAUAAUCUUUUGAUCAAGAACCUGGCAAUCGCUGACUUGUUAAUGACAUUGACUAUUAUGCCAUACUCAGUGCUUUUCAUGUUCCUUCAACCAAACCAAUGGUUUGGAGGAACUUUUGGGACAGUCACGUGCAAAGCGUUUUUCUACGUCAUGCCUGUUUCAAUUGCUGCAUCCGUGACAACGAUGGUGGUCAUUUCUCUGGAUAGAUUUUGGGCCAUCUAUUUCCCACUCAAUCAGGCCGUUUUCCAGAAGCAUAAAACAGUGACAGCGGCGAUAUGGCUCAUUUCUUUGAUUUCCACGACGCCAUAUUUGUUACUAUUCAAAGUUUUCAACGUAGGGGAGUACUCUUAUUGUGUUCAAGACUGGCCUUGGGCAGAUAACCCGAUGGACAGUUUUUUGGCCGUGCGGACAUUCUACGUUGUGUUAUUUUUUUUGCUCUAUCCCGUCCCCCUCUCCAUUAUAACCGUACUCAACAGCAUCAUUGGUCGCCGUUUGUGGUUUCACAGGAUACCAGGAAGUAUCUCUAGUGCUCCAAGGACACCCGUUGAACUCUCAAGGCGGAAAGUUGUCAAAAUGUUAGUCGUAAUUGUCUUGACCUUUGCGCUGUGUUGGUUACCUACACAUGUGAUGCAUUACCUCGCGUUUUUUGAACAGGCCCAAAUUACCGCGUUGACAGCGAAUUUGCUUUAUUGGGUGUCGCAUGCAAACAGUGCGAUAAAUCCUUUGUUAUACAUCGCCUUCAACAGAGCUUUUCGUUUGGCAUUUAUGGAUGCCUAUGUUGCAAUGGUCAUGUGUCCUGUACACGCAGUCAGUGCAUGUGUAGGGUACAUCUCUGGAGAGCAAUCCGUGCCGGAACUGCAAACAAGUGAGCGUCUUGUGGUACUCCGGCAGAAAGCGCACUCGUUUCGCGUUGCACCUUCUUCAGAACGUGCACAAGAUAAUGAAAAGGUGAACUAUGACACUAAGCUUUAAAUCUCUGUGUACGGCGCAGGCUUUAGAGAGCAAAAAUUUAGCUGAGUUAACUGUUCUAAAAGUUAUUUCAAUUGCUUGCACUUGACUUGAAAAUCAAUUUUGAAACGUGGAAAAUCUGAUGAUCAUACAAUUUUCAUGACGAGGAAAGUGCCAAAACUUGAUCAAGUGUUUCCGUUAAAAUAAAUUUCGUGAUUGUUCAUCAGUUAGUUGUAUCGGUAUCAAUGUAAUGUUUGAGGUUAUAUGGAUAAACUAGUGGCGAAAAUCUUCACAUGAACAGGCAAUUUAUAUUUUAAGAUGAAUCAAAAAAAGGACCAUUAUAAUUUCUCAUUGAUUGACAUAUAUAUAACGAUUGUGUCUAGUUGAUUAAGGCUUUUUCUGUUUUACGUCCUGAUUUCCCCAACCAACUAGAAGAUUAUUCCAAAUUUUCCGGAGUUAGUUAAGUCUAGUUAGGUAACACUGAUGAAAUUAAAAAUGACAAUUUCUCCAAUGUUAGGGGGUUUAUACGAACUAGUAUUCAUUGAUGUGAAAGCGAAGAUGCCCUUGUGUUCAAUGUACUUCGGCUGCAGAAUGAUGGCGUUUAAGUUACGAUUUACUUUGACAAAACUUUCGUUUUCUUGCCUAUAGCUGACAUUUGAAGUGUCUCAAAUCGAUGCACGUGGGGUCGUUAGUUGCUGCAUUUGAAUUUUCUCCUUUAUUUCGUAGGUAAACAAUUAACCGAGCUCUUAAAUUUCCAGCUUUCAGGUAAUGGAAUUGCCAUAGGGGG
Pocillopora meandrina is the source of this 6323-nucleotide messenger RNA. Lineage: Eukaryota; Metazoa; Cnidaria; Anthozoa; Scleractinia; Pocilloporidae. The record is from the annotation of a GenBank genome assembly.